GGAAGUCACCAUCAUGAUAAAAUCACAUCCGUCUGCGUCGAACUAAAGAUGGCCGAGCCAAUGAAAUUUAAUAUAUGAAUUCGCCACUGCAGCCUUGGACAAUAUCAACUCUGCCUUGUUAUCUAAAACAGCGGCCAGUGUUGUGAAUGACCGAUCGUCAUUCUAUAGAUUUCAGAUACUCAUCAGCAUUAUUUUAAGUGGAUAUACAUAUUAGUAAUAUAAAAGUAUAAUUUUGCAUUACAUAAACUUUAGUGCUGGUUAUGACAUUGGUGAUUAAUCAUGAAUUUCCAAUGUGUUCGUGUACUAACGAUUUCGCUCAGAAGGGACUUGAGGCUUCUGUCAAGCAAAGGUGGAUUCAAUAAUGAUAAUUUUCGUGAAAUAUUGAAGAAAAACCUGCCCAUUUCUCAGAACGGAAAUUUUUUGAAAUUCAGUGACUGUCCUUCUAAGUGUUGGCAAUGUGAUUUUCCUCAUAAAUCUGAACUCUUUUGCACAAAAUGUAAAGCACUGCAAAAACUUCCAAAGGAUAUAGAUUAUUUUGAUAUUAUUGGAGUUGAAAAAACGUUUGACGUCGUUGUGGAAGAUAUUCAGAAAAAAUACAGACAGUUGCAGACUCUUUUACAUCCAGACAAAUUUGGACAAAAGUCUGAUAAAGAAAAAGAAAUUUCUGAAAAUCUGUCUUCUCUAGUCAAUAAAGCGUACAAUACUCUACUUCAUCCCUUAGACAGAGGUUUAUAUAUGCUCAAAUUGCACAAUGUGUCCAUACCGGAAGGAACAACAAGUUUGGAUCCAGAAUUUUUAAUGGAAGUUAUGGAAAUAAAUGAAGAAGUAGAAGAAGCUUUCGAAAGUAAAGAAAAAGCACUGAUGCUUUUACAAAAAAACCGAGAAACAUUAGCUGUCUUGACUAAGCAAAUAUCAACUGCCUUCUCUAAUAACGAUAUUGAUCAAGCCAAGAAGCUGUUGAUAAGAAUGAAAUAUUAUACGAGCAUUGAUAACAGAUUAAAAAAGUUGAAACAAGAUUUAGGUAUAGUAGAAUGAGUUAAAAUUGUUGCAGAUGAAAAAUUGUAAAUAUGUAUGAUAGAACUUUGUUAAUUUAACAACUUGUGAUAAUAAGAAGGCACGUUUUCAUAUAGUUUA
Molecule: messenger RNA, 1134 nt
Organism: Nasonia vitripennis (jewel wasp)
Lineage: Eukaryota; Metazoa; Arthropoda; Insecta; Hymenoptera; Pteromalidae
Gene: Hsc20
Product: iron-sulfur cluster co-chaperone protein HscB
Exons: 3
Coding region: 280-1035 (251 amino acids)
Biological process (GO): [2Fe-2S] cluster assembly; protein complex oligomerization
Cellular component (GO): mitochondrion
Molecular function (GO): protein-folding chaperone binding; ATPase activator activity
Source: RefSeq, a predicted model, not a curated record